Molecule: messenger RNA, 1135 nt
Organism: Phytomonas sp. EM1
Lineage: Eukaryota; Euglenozoa; Kinetoplastea; Trypanosomatida; Trypanosomatidae
Source: the annotation of a GenBank genome assembly
GGAUUCAUUAAGUCUUGAACAAAGAAUAUUUCUUUAGGAAACGAUCUAAGCGAGUUACUAUUCGAUGGACCCCACCGAGGAUUCCGACUUAGAGAGUCAGCAACCAUCUGAUAUUUCUUUAUCUGAUAAUGAUCGGCCUCAAAGAUACACUAUCUCACAGACCCUGUUUGAAGAUCUUCAAAAAUUAGGAUUCAGUGAAAAUGCCAUAAAAAAGUCCAUUGUUGCAGGAUGCAUCGAUCAAAGUACAUGCGUUCAAUGGAUCACCAUGCACGUUGGUCAUCCGGAGCUUGACGCGCCUCUCGCUGAUGGGGUGGAGGUCACCAUUCAGUACAAAAAAGUCCUCACUGAAGCGGAGCGGGAACAGAAAGCGAAAGAAAUUCGUGAUAAAAUCAAGCAAAAGAAGGAGGAGGAGGAGAGAGAGUCUCAUCGCAAGAAAAUGGAGCUUGCCGAAAUGUGGCGGAAGUCGUUGGAUGUCAAGAAAGAGAUGGACAAAGUACGACAUCAGAUGCGUUUGGAUGAGAUGAAGAAAAGCAAAACCGAGGAUCAUGCCGCAUAUCGGAAGGUCAAGAUUGGCAUCAUCGCGGAUCGUUACAUUCGCCAGGGGAAAAGCGUCGAGGAGGCGAACGCACUGGCGGCGAGUGAGUACGACGACGAGCAGUCCCGAAAGCGUCAGGCUGCGGCCGAACGCUUUAAGGAAGUGAAGCUCAUCCCUAACGAACCUCCCCAAAAGGACGCCAAAGCGGAGUGGGAUUUGAGCUCGGUUCUAGAUUCUAAAGAAGGCUAUAGCUCAUCCUUACACGCCCUCUGCAGUGCUCCUCCGCCGUCGAUUGAGGAGCUACCGGCUUUGGCGGAGGAUAUUCGCCGCAUCUCGGAUCAACCAGGAGGGUCGCAGUGCUUGCGUUUGCUGCUUACCAUCAUAGGCAAUAUCCUGGAAUUUCCGUUUGAUGUCAAGAAGCGCACCCUCAAGACGAGCUCGAAGUCGCUUGUGCAGCAUGUUUUUCCGCACAAAAGUGCGAUCAGGCUAAUGCGGUUGUGCAACUUCGAUCUUGAAGUGGAUGAAAAUGACAAUGAAAUUAUAGUGUGCAAGACAGUUGUAAUUCACUUACUUGAUGAGGUCAUCAAAUCCUUAAAGUGA